This is a messenger RNA of Athalia rosae (coleseed sawfly), 2778 nucleotides long. It is a transcript of the gene Su(var)2-10, whose product is annotated as E3 SUMO-protein ligase PIAS1-like. The record is from RefSeq and is a predicted model, not a curated record. The transcript has 9 exons. Gene Ontology annotation, biological process: regulation of transcription by RNA polymerase II; protein sumoylation. Bases 325 to 2004 code for a protein of 559 amino acids. Gene Ontology annotation, molecular function: transcription coregulator activity; SUMO ligase activity; zinc ion binding. NCBI's taxonomy places the organism in Eukaryota, Metazoa, Arthropoda, Insecta, Hymenoptera, Athaliidae.
AAACCGGCCAUACAUUAAACUCCUUUUAAAACUCAAGCUAUUGAUUUUACCGUGUUUCUUUCGCCUUCAGUUAUCAACCUUCAACUUAUCAAAACUAUCCCGAUGUUACGACUUACGAAUUUGAGGCUGCGUUUGAUAGUGUCGAGCGACAUUUAUUUUGAUCACGCGGCUUUUCACUUUUCCCUUACGUUUGCUUAAUAUUUACCUUCCACGUUUCGAACAACAGAUCGUUAUUCAACUACAAGUUUCGUGGUGCAUUUGGUUUGUAAUAUAGAAAUGUGGACCGUAUGUGAAAGAUGCAAUCACCAAUAUCUAUAAUGGACUAUGGUAUUAAGUUUUCGCGUGUCUGAACUUCAGAUGCUUUUGGGUUUUGCCGGGCGAAACAAAUCGGGUAGAAAAAACGAAUUACAGACACGAGCUUUAGAACUCUUAAGAUUGAGAUCUCAUCCUGUACAAUUAAAAAUUCGUGAACUCCAUAAAACGAUACAGCAGGAUCAGCUGGCUGCACAUCAGCUGUAUGGUCAACCUGCAUCCCAAACUAUGCAUCCCCGUAAUUAUUACACAAGGCAAGGCCAUGCUCAGGCAAUGGGUGAACAGCAGCAGGCUCAGUCAUCUGUUUCCAGUGGUAAAGAACUGCCACCAGCGCAUCAAGCCUCGAUGCCACAGUCACAAGUAUCACCUAGAUCGUCAGCUGUCUAUCCACCUACUGGAUAUACCAGCGUUACACCUCAGCAACGUUCCUCAAGUUCUGUAUACAAUCCUUAUCCGUAUCCAACCAAAGUAUUACCACCUCCCUUGCAAUUACAACAACCAAACCAGUACCCUGUUCACCCAGACGUUAAGCUGAAGAAGUUGCCAUUCUUUGACUUGUUGGGUGAAUUGUUGAAGCCAUCGAGUCUUUUACCACAAGGAUCGAUGAGAGUACAGGAGGGCACAUUCAUGUUUCAUCUAACCCCUCAACAGUCCACAGACAUUGCCAGUUCACGAGACUGUAGACCAGGCAGCAAAAUUGAUUACACAGUACAGGUCCAGAUGCGAUUUUGCUUACAAGAAACUUCUUGUGAGCAAGAAGACUAUUUCCCUCCUAGCAUCGUAGUAAAAGUCAAUGGGAAACCUUGUCCACUACCGAAUCCGAUACCAACAAACAAACCUGGUGUUGAACCAAAACGACCACCUAGACCAGUCAAUAUCAGCCCAUUAGUGAAAUUGUCUCCCACCGUAGGAAAUCAAAUACAUGUUUCAUGGUCUGCAGACUAUGGCAGACGAUACGCCAUUGCUGUUUACUUAGUUAGAAAAUUAUCAAGUACAGAGUUGCUGACGAGAUUAAAAAAUAGAGGAGUUAGGCAUUCCGACUACACUCGUGGACUCAUAAAAGAAAAGUUGAAUGAAGAUGCAGAUAGUGAAAUAGCAACAACUUCUUUAAGAGUCUCUCUGGCUUGUCCACUGGGUAAAAUGAGGAUGAGCACUCCAUGUCGAGCAUCAACAUGUUCACAUUUGCAGUGUUUCGAUGCUUCCCUCUUUUUACAAAUGAACGAACGUAAACCUACAUGGAACUGUCCAGUUUGUGAUAAGCCUGCCCUUUAUGACAAUUUAGUCAUCGACGGUUAUUUCCAAGAAGUAUUGACUUCGAACAAGUUGCUACAAGAUGGUAAUGAGAUACAAUUGCUUCAAGACGGUUCCUGGGAGAACCUUGUUGUGAAGAAAGACAAAGAUAAAGAUAAGGAUAAAGGCGAACAUAAAGCUGAAGUUAAAUCACCCAAAAAGGUGGAAACUCUAGAUCUUGAUGAAUCUACCAAUCCAUCUCCAGCCUCACCGAGUGAUAAAAAACGUGCUGUUAUCAUCGAUCUCAUAUCAGACAGCGAUGACGAUUCGAGCCCAUCUCAAAGUUCCACCAAAAAGCCCAGCACAGGCGUAUCAACGCCACAGAAAUCUGGUACCGAAGCUCUCAGUCCGAUAAGCAGUGCUAGUGAAUCUCCGGAACUAAUGAUCAUUGAUUUAGAAUAAAAAAUGGUUGUGAAGUGGUUAUUCAACUACGUUUGGGCUGUAAUGGUCUGAAAAAAGAAAUUUUCUGAAGUCGACAAAAAAGUGGAAAGAAAACAGUACAAAAGUGAUGUGCUAAGCCUAAGCUCUCUGAGGACAAUUCAGCACGAUAUUGAAGUGUAUGUAGGAUAAUGUUGCGUCAUUUUUCGACAUUACGUAAUUCCUUCUUUAUUUAUUAACUGAUUGUUUCCCAAAAUUCUAUUACCAACUGUAAAAUGUAAAAUAAUCUUUGUAUUAUAGGCAUAAAGUAAAUGUGAAGAGAGCCAUUUCCUUAUUUUUGUAACGAUAGAUCGCUUUGUAAUAUAGAGGGUCUGUUUGUAUGUAGGUCGCAUACGUUUCCAAUGAGUCUUGCAUAUCGAAUACUAAUCAGUGUUUCGUUCCAAGAGCGACAAAUUUUGUCUUUCUGUUAUUUUUCAGAUGUAAAUUUUUUCUGCGACUCAAAUGUACAUGAGCUUUUGCAUAAGAUGACUAAGCAGGGACGAGAUUUCGCAGGACGCCGAUGAAAAUACUUUAUUUAGUUGUAAUAUUCGUUUUAGAUUUAAUAAAUAGCCAUUAUUUUAAUUUUCAUUAUUACCUAAACCAGACGACCAAAAAUAUGGCUGAGGAUAGGUCUCGUAUGAGUUGAGACGCACUGUAACGGUAACAUUCUGUCGUAUUGCGUUACCAGAAGUUGUACUUCAUUAUUUCAUAUUUUUGUACACAAAGCGUUGUAAAAUAAAAUAUCAUGACUCGGUUAUA